Messenger RNA from Thunnus maccoyii (southern bluefin tuna), 3187 nucleotides. Its product is annotated as thyroid hormone receptor alpha. Gene Ontology annotation, molecular function: zinc ion binding; nuclear receptor activity; RNA polymerase II cis-regulatory region sequence-specific DNA binding. The coding region runs from base 1761 to 3011 and encodes 416 amino acids. NCBI's taxonomy places the organism in Eukaryota, Metazoa, Chordata, Actinopteri, Scombriformes, Scombridae. The transcript is spliced from 11 exons. Gene Ontology annotation, biological process: retinoic acid receptor signaling pathway; cell differentiation; thyroid hormone receptor signaling pathway. The record is from RefSeq and is a predicted model, not a curated record.
AGGGCGGUGCGGAGCCUGCUGAUGAAUCAUCCCCGGCGGCAGCAACUCCGCUCCUCCUCCUGACCCGCAUUCACCCGUACUGUACAGGCAGGGGGGAGGACCGAGCACAGAAAGCUAAUAGACGCGGUAGAGUCCCCCUGCAGACCGUGGCCAUGGCUUUGGCAGUCCCGGGCAGACACGGCGCUCCAGUCUCCACACACCUUAUAGCGGAUUGAAAGGGGGGCUAUCCGGAGAGGCAUUGCGCCGUUUGAGACGAUUUUCCAGACUGGCAUCAGAACUGAACAUCUAUUCAAACGAAGCUUCUGUUAUCUGAUGCUUUUGUCAAAGAAGAAAACUGGCCUUCCUCUUCAGAGCUCCAGGUGGAGCCACUGAAGAAACCUACCUGUACAUGUUGAAAGGCAGAGCCAAGCACUGUGUUUUUCAGAUGGACACUGGGAAACCACCAGCAUUCUUUGCAUUCUUUUUCAAAAGACAUAAGAUAGAAGAAAAUACUCAAGAUUGAUACAGCGCAGUUUUACCUCCCGCUGUCUCCUCCUCAUCCCCUGAUCUAAUCAGAGAAACCUCUUCUGCUUUCUACCUCCCAGAGAAAUAGAAAAGGAAAAAAUAAACAGGAAUUUCUUAUCUGUUAUCAGUUCCUCCUUUUAUUUUCUUUGUGCAACAUUUCUCCAUUUACCUCAGGGAUUUUCUCCCAUUGCCUACCUCCUCCACCGAAACAGCCAACCCAGUGACUGGAACACAGAGCGAAAACACACCUGUGACCUCUCACUGCUGUUACCGUGACAACCUGUAUUGCCUCUCAAGUUCUCCUCACUGCAACCGUGACGACCAGCAAUGACCUUGGACCUCUUACCACCUGCCAGUUCAGACCUGCUCACUGCCUAAAUUGUACUGAUCCACACUUGUAGCCUGAACCUCAGGCUAGUUAUUACUGGAAGGAGAAGGGUCAUAUUAUUCUAUACCUGACAGGCAACUAUAUACCUCAGCAGACACAGCUUCUUGACACUCAGUCAAGGAAACACAAGGGAACUUUUCAGCCACAGCAUUCACUAGCCCGGUGCUUCAAUCUACCCAGCAGGUAACACACACUCACUAGCCUGGUGCUUCAAUCUACCCAGUAGACAGCUCACUUUCAGCAUCUUCCGUUUGCCUUAGAGGCAGGAGAAUAGCAACAGUAGCCAGGGAGGCCUCCAGAGAACCAGACAGAGAGACUCAGGAGUACCACAUGGCAGGCAACUUAACUUCAUGUGCUUCUCGGCAAGGCACAUCAUACACGAGCCUCGCGAUCUGAGCUGUAGCAUAAAUCAGCAAUUGCCCAAGAGGCCUUUGGAGAUCACAGAAGAGACUCAGAGGUUCCUCUGCCUUGAGGUUCCUCUCCAGAGAAGUAAAGCUACCCACGGAGCAGGAGUUGUUCUUGGCAGUGUCAUCUGGAGGCAGCCACUAAGACUACAGUACUUCCUGGGAGAUAUAACUCAGAGCAUUAUAAACCUUGGAAAAUAGGGUAAACAUUAAGAAGAUCCAUAUGGUGUGACACUGAAGAAAAAGGAAGAAGAAAAAAAACGCCUUAAGUAUAAAGAGAAGAAUGCAUCGCUUUCUUUUGCCUCCACUGAUGUCCCGCCCACCAUGCUCCUCCCAGCCAACGGCUGCUCAGAUUCUCAGAUGGCUGUCUAUUGAAGGGUCUGCCGGCGAAUGCUGAGCAGGCUGGCGAGGUCGAGGUCCGCCUCAUUGUCCUGUGAUUGGCUGCUUGACGGGGCUGAGGCUGAAUGGAGCCACUGUCCAACAAGCAGGAUAGCAACUCAUCAGAGGGGGACGAGAAAGGGUGGCCAGAUGUGCCGAAGAGGAAGAGGAAGAACAGCCAAUGUUCGAUGAAGAGUAUGUCUGCUCUUAGCGUCUCUGUUCCAGGGUAUAUCCCCAGCUACCUGGAGAAGGAUGAGCCGUGCGUGGUGUGCGGGGAUAAGGCGACUGGCUACCACUACCGCUGCAUCACCUGCGAGGGUUGCAAGGGUUUCUUCCGUAGGACCAUCCAGAAGAACCUCCACCCGGCUUACUCCUGUAAAUAUGAAGGCUGCUGCAUCAUUGACAAAAUCACCCGCAACCAGUGCCAGCUGUGCCGCUUUAAAAAGUGCAUCGCUGUGGGGAUGGCCAUGGACUUGGUGUUGGACGAGUCGAAGCGCGUGGCCAAGCGCCGUCUCAUCGAGGAGAAUCGAGAAAAAAGGAAGAGGGAAGAGAUGGUGCGGACGCUGCAGGUGAGGCCGGAGCCGGACACUGCAGAGUGGGAGCUGAUCAGGAUGGUAACCGACGCUCACCGAAACACCAAUGCACAAGGCUCCAGCUGGAAACAGAAGCGCAAGUUUUUGUCAGAUGACAUUGGGCAGGGUCCAAUGAUGCCUACUUCAGACAGAGACAAGGUGGACCUGGAAGCCUUCAGCGAAUUCACCAAGAUCAUGACCCCCGCCAUCACACGCGUUGUUGACUUUGCCAAGAAAUUGCCCAUGUUCUCUGAGCUGCCAUGUGAAGACCAGAUCAUCUUGCUGAAGGGCUGCUGUAUGGAGAUCAUGUCGCUGCGCGCCGCUGUACGCUACGACCCAGAGAGCGAGACGCUGACGCUAAACGGCGAGAUGGCCGUGAAACGCGAGCAGCUGAAGAACGGAGGGCUGGGCGUGGUGUCGGACGCCAUCUUUGAUUUGGGCAAGAGCCUUUCCCAGUUUAACCUGGAUGACUCGGAGGUGGCGCUGAUGCAAGCCGUGCUGCUCAUGAGCUCAGACCGUUCAGGGUUGACCAGCGUGAAGAAGAUCGAGCAGUGCCAAGAGGCCUACCUGCUGGCGUUCGAGCACUACAUCAACUACCGCAAGCACAACAUUCCCCACUUCUGGCCCAAGCUGCUGAUGAAGGUGACAGACCUGCGUAUGAUUGGAGCUUGCCACGCCAGCCGCUUCCUCCACAUGAAGGUGGAGUGUCCCAACGAACUCUUUCCCCCACUCUUCCUGGAGGUCUUCGAGGACCAGGAAGUGUGAGUCGGAAACGCUUCGAAACCAAGGCACCCCCCUAAAAGAACCCUGGACACAGAAGGAAAUAAAAUGGGGUGGCUUUGGUGAAAGAGGACGUGUGCAGGGAGGUUGGAAAAAGAGAAGAAAAACUGGAUUUUUUUUCUUCAGUGGGAACACGCCCUGUGAACUUUGUUUUUUUUGUC